Symbiodinium necroappetens is the source of this 294-nucleotide messenger RNA. Lineage: Eukaryota; Dinophyceae; Suessiales; Symbiodiniaceae. The record is from the annotation of a GenBank genome assembly.
AUGCUUGGGUCAUGGAAUCGCCGGGACUCGCGUAUGAUCUUCUGUACCAAGGACCACAAACCCGAGCUUCCCGAAGAGAAGGCACGGUUGGAAGCCGAAGGGAGCGAGGUGAGGGAGGUGGAUGAGGGCAGCUGGCGGAUCUACUUGAAAGGCUCCAACUUCCCGGGACUCACGAUGUCACGUGCAUUUGGAGACACGGCCUGCGCCGGAAUCUCCCGUGACCCCGAGUACCACAAGUUUUUGAUGCAGCCGAACGACCAGUGGUAUGCCAUUGUGGCAUCUGAUGGCAUUUGG